This is a messenger RNA of Penicillium samsonianum, 192 nucleotides long. RefSeq lists its product as uncharacterized. NCBI's taxonomy places the organism in Eukaryota, Fungi, Ascomycota, Eurotiomycetes, Eurotiales, Aspergillaceae. The transcript is spliced from 2 exons. The record is from RefSeq and is a predicted model, not a curated record. Bases 1 to 192 code for a protein of 63 amino acids.
AUGUCUAAGGUACUCACCAAUUUCGGCGCCACCAGCAGCCAGGGUAGCUCCGAAUUCAAGGUCCGGGGUAUCACCCGCAACAUUAGCAAGAAAUCGGCACAGGACCUGGCUAAUCGCGGUGUAGAUGUUCCAUCCCAAAACCUGUUGAUACCAGGCGAGACUCCGACUGUUGCCAACAAUGGGCUAUCAUAA